AUGUCGCUGACCUACAACGAUAAGACUAGCCGGAUCAGCAUCACGCGCAAACACAACCUCCCCCACAUUAGAUAUGAGCGCAACGACGUCGGUCCCCAAGUUGAUGCGCCCAUCCGCGAGCUCCUCACCCUCCCCAUCAUCCAGCUGGAUGGAGUAACGGCAAUUGGAUCUGGGUUGCAGCGGGUGCUGGAUAGUGUGGCGGCAAUGAAUGUGGCGGUGGAUGAGAUCAGUGUGGACGCAACCUUCGGGACGAAUCAUAGGUUGGGCAUUCUUCUUCAGUCCCUCUCGGAGGCUGUCAAGAACGCUGUCUCCGUCGAGGCGCAAGACGUCUUCAAACCGAACCCCAAGAUGCUCUGGGAUGAGCUGUACACUCUGUACUCUCAAACCACUGGCCACCGCAUCAGCCAACUCUAUGCGACGCUCUGGUCGACCCGGGUUUCACUCGGGGCAGAUCCUCUCCCUUACCUUGGUGCGCAAAGGGCCACGAUGGCCCAACUGCGACAGUCUCAAAAGGUCGAAGACCAACAAGUGGCCUACACCAUGCUCCGCGGGUUGUGCAGCAGUGCAACUUGUCAAUUGCAAGUGUUGGGGAGUGGAGAACUUGAGAUGGAAGGAGAAGGUUCUCGAUCGAGAUUGGGUCGACCAAGUCCGAAGCCAGGCCACUACGAGGCGAAUGGCAGGUGUCACUUCUCGCCAGUUCGAUCCUUUGCCGCCUCGGUCAGAGACCACCAGAACAUCCUCCACGGCUCGAGCGACCCUCUCCCCGACAUGGAUGUGAAGUGGAUCUUGAUGGCGGGGCUCAACUCCCCUUUCGUCACGCACGCUGUCAAAGGUGCAUUGGCCCAGCAGUGUAUGAAACUCGAAACCAUCGCCCUCGACGACUUGAUCGACCUCAUGUCCGAGAAGGUCGAGACCUGUGCUAUCAACCUCGCUGCGUACCCGUCCUGCAACCUCGAAGAUGACUUUCCGUAUGCCAAACGGGACACUAUCUCAGUCGAUCCACUCAAUCGACCUGUUCUUGCACUAUGGGCUCUUCCAACGCCAACCCAGCACCUUCCAAGAAACCGAGGCGCACAGGGACAUGUGCUAAAGUCAACUGCCUGGAGACGACGCCACAUUAUGCUCACCAAGGGCCAUACAAGGCUGGCCGUGAUAUUCCUCCCUCUAAUGUGGCUGACAGAACGGGAAGGUGCGAAGUUGGCGUCGGAAGAGCCCAUAGUGCAAGAACAGGUCGAUUGA
This is a messenger RNA of Cryptococcus wingfieldii CBS 7118, 1239 nucleotides long. RefSeq lists its product as hypothetical. The record is from RefSeq and is a predicted model, not a curated record. Bases 1 to 1239 code for a protein of 412 amino acids. Lineage: Eukaryota; Fungi; Basidiomycota; Tremellomycetes; Tremellales; Cryptococcaceae. The transcript has 6 exons.